AACCUACCGUCCUUGCCUAAUUUCAGCCGGCCAGACUGCGGCACCGGUCUGCGGCACCGAACUGCGGCACCGGCGUGGAGUGCAGCUCAAGACUUCGUACGAGAGAGCGGAGUGGAGUCGUCCCAGCGAGUUUGAGUCAUCUAGAGACCAUUUUCCAGCCGGCUAUUUCAGUCACCAAGCAUCGCCACAGGAGCUGGAAAUGUGUUCUUAACAGUUGGAUUCAUAGCCAUCCCAGCUAUUAUUGUCGUCAACUUCAUUUUUCCUGAGGUACAGAGCUUAAUCAAUAGGCGAAGCAAUGGAUUCCCCAUUCGAAGGUGUGGAUCACAGUAGUAAAUGGAGUAAGGGUAACUUCGACAAGAUGACCGACGAGGUCAAGCCUUCUCCACUACCACCUCUUCAGCAGCGGAGAAGCCUUGAACGGAAAGAUGACAGAGGCUUAGAAAGGAAACGUGGACGACAGCAUUACUCCAGUCGCAGUCGGUCUCCGCGGCUUCGAGAACGUCGCUACAAAAGGAGCCACUUGAGGUCCACCCCUCCUCUUUCUCCGUCUCCUCCGCCACGACGCUCGAUGACACAAUCAUCUUACAAGUGUUCUCGCUCUCAAAGGGAUGACUAUGAUGACUGUCGCUCUCCUCACUCACGGCGGUACUCUCCCUCCAGGAGGGAUGACUGUUAUGGCCUUCGAGCUCCACACUCCCGUCGCUCGUCACCACAUUCUUUUUCCAAGGGUUCUCAAAGAGAUAACUAUGAUGGCAGACGCCGCUCUCCCCCCUCACGACGACGCUCGCCUCCGUCCUACAAACGCCCAAGGAGGGAUAACUCUGAUGACCGGGACCCACCAUCACCACGACUUUCUCCGUCACCCUUCCCUUACAAACCCCUUAAGACUUCUAGGAGGGAUGAAUGUGAUGGCAGAAGAGAAAGCACUAAAGAUGGACAAGAUGAUCGGAGCUGUUUACCCCCCACAUUGAAAAAUUAUGUGCCUGAAGCAUCCCUUGCGACUCUGCCUCCAGUUAACCCAUUGCGCCCCAGCGCACUUUCUCGGCUUAAUGAUGAAAGUUUUGUUUGGCCUUGGAAGGGAAUAGUCGCUAAUGUUCCUAUUCAGUACAAGGAUGGAAAGUUUAUUGGCGAGAGCGGGCAAAAGCUUAAAGAGGAGUGGGUUGCCAAAGGGUAUAACCCAGUGAAGGUUCAACCAUUGUGGAGUAGUAAGGGGCAUUCUGGCUUCACUAUUGUGGAGUUUGCCCGGGACUUCUCUGGGUUUGAAAAUGCAAUGGCAUUUGGACGGGAGUUCGAGCUGGAUAAACAUGGAAAAUUGGAAUGGACUUCCGGGAAGAGAGAUGACAAGCUCUUUGCGUGGAUUGCUGGCCGUGAUGACUACAAUGCCCCUGGCAUUAUUGGUCAUUAUCUCAAGAAAAAUGGAGAUUUGAAAUCUAUUUCUGAGAUCCAAAACGAGAAUCAGAGGAAGAAUUCAAAGCUGUAUUCUGAUUUGACCACAAAGCUGGAGUCCAAGAGCAGGAAGUGCGAGGAGAUUGCAGAGAAGAUAAGUAAAACUGAUAGGAAGCUGAACAAUGUCAUGCGACAAAAGGACGAGAUGCUUGCAAAGUAUAACAAAGAGUUGGAGAAGAUGCAGCAAAAGGCAUUGUCAGAGCUACAGAAUAUUCUAAGGGAGAAUAAGAGAAGUGAGCAAAGAUUAAAUGACCAGCGUGAAAAGCUGAAACUGAAAGAAAAUGAACUGAAAUUUCGUGAAAAACUAAAUGAAAGUGAGAAGAGGAAGCUUGAUAGUGAUAAAGAGAUGAAUGAGAAGGCAAUUCUUGCUCAAAAAAAGGCUGAUGAGACAAUGUUGAAAUUAGCUGAAGAGCAAAAGAGAGAAAAAGAGCUCUAUCACCAAAAAAUCAUUGAACUUGAAAAGGAACUGGAUAGAAAGCAAGCACUGGAAUUAGCGAUUGAGUCCUUAAGAGGUGCCAUUGAAGUCAGGAGACAUAUGGGCGAGGAAGGAGAUCUGCUAGCUAAGAAAAAACUGACAUCAAUUGAAGAAGAGCUGAAAGAGAAGGAAGAAGAACUUGAGGAUAUGGAAAACACGAACAACAAUCUCAUUAUAAAGCAACGGCGCGACAAUGAUGAAGUGCAAGAUGCUCGUAAAGAGUUGAUCAAUGGAUUGAAAGGCAGCCGUGCCAACAUUUCUGUGAAGUUAAUGGGGGAUCUUGAUACUAAGCCAUUCAUUGUUGUUGCUAAGCGAAAAUAUUCCAAAAAAGAAGUACCAGAAAAAGCAGAGGAGCUGUGCACACUGUGGGACAAUAACUUAAGUGACCCCCACUGGCAUCCUUUUAAGCGUGUCAUCAAGAAGGGUGAUGGAUCAGAUAAUAAUGCAAGUGAGGUGGAGGAGGAUGUGAUAGAUGAAGAAGAUGAAAGGCUGGUUGGUCUAAAGGAGGAGCAUGGUGAGGAAGUAUAUGAAGCGGUGAAGACUGCGCUGAAAGAGUUGAAUGAAUACAACCCUAGUGGGAGGUACCCAGUGAAAGAGCUUUGGAACGUCAAAGAGAAGAGAAGGGCUUCCCUAAAGGAAGGUGUGGAGCAUAUUAUUAAACAAUGGAGGAUACUCAAGGGGAAGAGAAAGACCUGAGGGCAAUUUGACAAGUGCGGGUUACAACUGAGUACUAACUAGCAGAGUAAUGUUUAUACUAACUAGUAGAGCAAUGUUUAUUGUGGGCAGAAUUUGCUUAUAUAUAUUUAACCUAGAUUUUAGAGUAACAUAUCUCUAAGCAGCAGAAUAUGUUGAAACAUCUAACAUGGAAGGUGGCCUACUUGCUUUAAGGUGUAGAGACAUUAAUAGGUUAGAGUAUUGUAUAUUUGGUUACACUACCUAUCAAGGCAUUGAAGAUGUUGUUUUACGCUGUCCAAGCCUUGUGCCUUUUGUGUAAGCUUGGACAAGCUCCCGGUUUCAGACUGUCAUUGGCUGAUUUGCUGCACUUGACCAAAUUCAUUAUCCAGAUCUGAAGCAGAACCUCUCAUAUCGGGUUACCAAUAAGUAAUAGGCUGGUAUAUUUUUAUGCAGUAUAUGAAUUUGGAUAAACUGAAUCCAAGUUGGGUGGAAAACAGUUUGUUCUACCUGACCUCAAACUGUUCUGGUAUUACUUGUGUUGAUCAUAGUUCCUACUUCCUACGUUUUAAGUUUUAAGGGUUGAUUGGGAAUAGGCUGGUCCAAAACUAGAAAUGAGAAUACAGACAUACAGUUUGUUACAAUCUUAUACUACGGUGUUUCAAUUGGGCUGCACUCAGAAAUAUCUUUCCUUGUUCUAUGCAGUCCUACGUAAAAAUGUAAAAUAUAAUUUAAUACGGAGUACAAAAGUAAAAGUUGUAAUAAUGCAAAAUGAGUUUCCUUUGACCGGUAGUUUUGUGUUUUACAUUUAAACUUAAAAUAUUCUAGCAUAUCUUUUUUAUGUUGACGUGAUUACUGAAAUUGCUUUUGGCAAGUUUUAUAAGCUUUUUCCCACAGCAGCCGGCCCCAAUCGGGGAUUAGCCUUAUUAUACACGCAAGUGUUAAUCUAAUUGGAAUUGGUAAACCUGACUUACUUUGUGAUCAACUUACUUCGAAGAAUCGAAGUGUGAGUAACAUGUUUAGAAAUGUAUACCACAAUAUGGUUUAAACUUCAUUAUCGUCCCUUAAACUCUGACAACUUUUGUACGAAAUUUAUAUUUAACCUAGAAUUUAGAGUAGCUUAUACUAUGGAGAGACCUCAACACGUUAGAAUUUUGUAUAUUUGGUUUAUUGGUUACAUUAUCCCUUUUUUGACAAACAAAUAACUAAUUAUUCAGUAAUGAUAGCAAUGAAACAAAUGAAUGAAUAACUUAAGGAUACAAUGGGAUGAAAUAUGAAACAUAAAAGAUCCAAUGAAUCACUUCAGAUGGCUAAUCCUACAAUAAUAUAGCCUAGUCUAACAACCUUGUUGAAUUUGCUACUUCAAGGAAAAAUAAAAAUUAUAAUUAAAAUAUCCGACUUCACUAUUCACUAACCAUCGGAAAGAAAGAAUUUAUUUGACUCGCAACCAUAAAAAGAAGUUCUAUUGAGCAAGAAUUGUCUGAAUCACCAGUUUGACCAGCCGCCGAAAAGGAGAUUUAAUAGAGCGCUAUAUUUCUCGAGUAAGACAGUGGUUCAUAAAGAGGGCGCAUAGCCGAGAGCCGAGAUCUAAAGAAACUAGGUUCAGUGAGUCUUGUCACUCAUGCACAACGAAAAUUCACCACCUGAUCAGUUACGCCGACGAGAAAUACACAUCCUCUAGACAUUGUUAGGACAAGAACAUACAUAUGAAUAUAUCUCACACUCAUUUGAAGCGGAAAAAAUUCUCUACUACAAAGGAAGUCGGACCAAAACCGUAAAUCCCCAAGUUAGAAAUCAAAUAAAAACGAAAGCAUAAUAGAACCUCUUACUUUAUUUUUCAAGGAAGAAGUUAAUGGCGGAGACCAAUCCUCCCUCUACUGGGAUGCCUAAUGCCUUCUCGGAUUUGCUUCCGGCCAAAGAACGGGAAAUGAAAACACUGUUCUACUCCCGGUUUGAGACUGACAUUGACUAAUUCACUUCACUUGACCAAAUUCAUGAUCCAGAUCCGAAGCAGAACCUAUCAA
Cuscuta epithymum is the source of this 4617-nucleotide messenger RNA. The record is from the annotation of a GenBank genome assembly. Lineage: Eukaryota; Viridiplantae; Streptophyta; Magnoliopsida; Solanales; Convolvulaceae.